Messenger RNA from Chinchilla lanigera (long-tailed chinchilla), 2101 nucleotides. It is a transcript of the gene Gipc3, whose product is annotated as GIPC PDZ domain containing family, member 3. Gene Ontology annotation, molecular function: protein binding. NCBI's taxonomy places the organism in Eukaryota, Metazoa, Chordata, Mammalia, Rodentia, Chinchillidae. The record is from RefSeq and is a predicted model, not a curated record.
UAUGCCCAGAUCCUGUCUAGGAAUUUUAAUGGAGGCCCCAGGUGUUUCCAGUGCUGCAUGCCCAGGGGAUUUUCACAGGGUCCUGGUGCCCUGAGUUAAUUUCUGUGGCCUACAGAUCCAUGCAUUUCCUCCCCAAACAAUGUGAGCACCUACUGUGCGCAGCGCACAACAGUACAGUCCUAGAAGAAAGGAUACCAAUCCUUGCCGUCUUGGAGCUGAUCUUGUAGCCAGGGACAUGGGCAGGGCACAAAGUGAAGAGGUGAAACACCCAACACACCUCAUGGUGACAGGGUGAAAACUGAAGUUGAGGAGGAGACAUUGGCAAGUGAGAGAGCAGGUGGCCUUUGGGCAAAGACCUAAGAACUGAGAGAACAGAUCAUGCAGAGCUCUAAGAAAAGGUGGCCCUGGCAGAGGGCAUAGCUGUGCAAAGGUCCUGGGGCAGCAGGAAGCCAGGUGCUAAGGAGCAGCCAGGAGGCCCAUGUGGCUGGAGUAGAGGGAGAGAGGGACAGAGGGGGAGGGGAGGUGGCUGGUCAUGCAGGGCCCUGUGGGCUGCAAGGAGGACGUGGAUUUUUCCUUUGAGGAAAGUGGGAGCCAUAGAGGGUUGUGGGCAGUGGAGGAACUGGGACUCACUAUAGCAGUCUAACCUUCCCGCCCCAUCUUCAGGUUGUUGUAAACAUUAAAUGAUCACCUAGCCUGGGGCACCACAGGGGCCAGCGCUUAUUUGUGAUCCUUGUUAUUCUUAGGUCCACAGCGCAGGCCCCAACAGACUCCAGGCGUCCCUGGGGAGGGCGCAGCUGGCCUGGCAGGGCCUGGACACCUGGGGCCCGCGCCCCUCUCCGCACUGCGGUGUCACCUUCCUGGGCGGCUCAGGUUCCCGGAUCCCCUUACCCGGCGGCUCGGCUGUCGCGUCCGGAGCCGGAGGAGGGGAGGCUGCAGGAAGCGGCGGAUCCGGCAGCAGCAGCGGAGGCGACCCGGGUGGGUGCCGAGUUCCCGCCAUGGAGAGCGAAGCGCGCCCCGCGCGCGCCCCCGCCUAGUUUUCCGCACGCAGCUGGCGCACGGAAGCCCCACGGGUAAGAUCGAGGGCUUCACCAACGUUCGGGAGCUCUACGCCAAGAUCGCCGAGGCCUUCGGGAUCGCGCCCACCGAGAUCUUAUUCUGUACCCUAAACAGCCACAAAGUGGACAUGCAGAAGCUGCUGGGGGGACAGAUAGGGCUGGAGGAUUUCAUCUUCGCCCACGUGCGCGGUGAGACAAAGGAGGUGGAGGUCACCAAGACUGAGGACGCGCUGGGGCUGACCAUCACAGACAACGGGGCCGGCUAUGCCUUCAUCAAGAGGAUCAAGGAAGGCAGCAUCAUCAAUCGCAUCGAGACCGUGUGCGUGGGAGACAGCAUCGAGGCCAUCAACGACCACUCCAUCGUCGGGUGCCGCCACUACGAGGUGGCCAAGAUGCUCCGGGAGCUCCCCAAGUCCCAGCCCUUCACCCUGCGCCUGGUGCAGCCUAAGAGGGCUUUCGAUAUGAUUGGCCAGCGGAGCCGGAGCAGCAAAUACCCUGUGGAAGCGAAGGUGACCAGUGGGAAGGAAACCCUGAGGCUGCGUUCUGGGGGUGCUGCCACCGUGGAGGAAGUGCCCAGUGAGUUUGAGGAGGAGGCGUCCCGGAAGGUGGACGACCUGCUGGAGAGCUACAUGGGCAUCCGAGACCCUGAGCUGGCCUCCACCAUGGUAGAGACUUCCAAGAAGACGGCCAGCGUCCAGGAGUUUGCGAGUUGUUUAGACUCCGUCUUAGGCGAGUUCGCCUUCCCAGACGAGUUUGUGGUGGAGGUGUGGGCCGCCAUCGGCGAGGCCAGGGAGGCCUGUGGCUAGUGUGUCCUGGAAGCCAGCGUAGCCCCAGCCCAGAGCCCAGCACCCCACCCCAGCCCUGCUCCAGUGCCCGGCCCCGGCCGAGCUCUGAGGCCAGGUUCGCCUCCAGAAGCCAGCCCAGUUUGGAAAUCCCACCCAGCUCCUCUAGACCACAGCCCUGUUCGGACAGCAAGCCAGGGGCCGAGGCCAAGCCCUGCUCCAGAUCCCAGCCAGGCUUCAAGACCAAACUCAGCCCUGAGACCA